Messenger RNA from Plutella xylostella (diamondback moth), 905 nucleotides. RefSeq names its product aquaporin. Lineage: Eukaryota; Metazoa; Arthropoda; Insecta; Lepidoptera; Plutellidae. Gene Ontology annotation, cellular component: plasma membrane. Gene Ontology annotation, molecular function: water channel activity. The record is from RefSeq and is a predicted model, not a curated record. Gene Ontology annotation, biological process: water transport; transmembrane transport.
AGUAGUAAGGAUACAGAUGGUGGUGCUGGCUGGAGACAGAUAGCAGCGCGGGCGCGGGCGCUGGAGCCGCGGGCGCAGCGGGCUCAGUGCCGCCGCGACCGAGCUGCCGACACGACAUGCCACAGCACGGAGCAGUAUCAAUGUUAGCGGGCGCGUGGCGCGCGCUAGCCGCGGAGGUGGUAGGCACCGCGCUGCUGGUGGCUCUGGGCUGCAGCUCGCUGCUGGCCGCGCCCCCCGUGCCCCUCACGCACCCCGCGCUCGCCUUCGGGGGCGCCGUCACGCUGCUGGCCACGGUGCUGGCACCUAUAUCCGGAGCGCACCUUAAUCCAGCCGUCUCACUAGCUGCGGUACUAUCAGGAAACCUGCCCCCCGUGAAAGCCGUCCUAUACGUACUAGCGCAGUGCGUGGGCGCAUUCCUCGGCACAGUAAUGUUACACGGGGCGGCGGGCGGCGCGGCGGCGGCGGCGUGCACGGCGCCGGCGGUGGGCGCGGCGGCGGCGGCGGCCGUGGAGGCCACGCUCACCGGCUCGCUGUGUCUGCUGCUGUGUGGGCUGUGGGCCGCUCAUGAUGACGGGAAGCCAGAUCAUUCAGGGCCGCUGAAGGUCGGACUGGCCAUCGCGGGGCUUGUUUACUCUGGGGGCGCUCUGACCGGCGCCAGUCUGAACCCGGCGCGGUCGCUCGGCCCCGCGCUGCUCUACAGCUGCUGGGGGAGCCACUGGGUAUACUGGGUGGGCCCCCUCCUAGGCGCGGCGCUAGCGGCCGGGCUACACCGCGCCGUGUCCCCCCCGGCGCCCCGCACCGCCGCCCCCGCGCCCGAGUCCUUACCGCUCAACGACAAGCUCGAGCCCUGACCUGCACACUCUCUGUACAUAUUGCUAUAUUAUUAUACGAGUUACCUACCUGUC